AGAAUAUCUUGCAAAAUGCUGAUCAUUCUCUCCUUUUCCUAUCUCUUGGCAGAUUUUAGCUGUGCAUUCCCCAACUCUCACUCAGAGAAAGAAGAAAUGAAAAGUUUGCAGCUUCUCCUAUUUUUGCUGCUUUCUUGUAUCAUCACCUCAGCAAACACAUAUGGAAGAAAGAAAAAAGAGGCACUGGGAUCACAGAGUCAGCACACAAGAGCAACGAAAGAUCAGCAAAACUUAGAAACCAAAUUUCGACUCUAUAGAGAUACAACUGAAGAAAGCUGUGAGAUUUUUUUUAAUCAGUUGGAGACUCUUGACAAAUGCAGUUUCAAUGCCUCUCUUCCUCUGGUGAUGAUAGUCCAUGGCUGGUCGGUGGAUGGAAUAUUAGAAGGUUGGAUUUGGAAAAUGGCAGCAGCUCUGAAGUCUCAGCAUAAAGAAAUUAAUGUGAUCAUUGCAGACUGGCUUACACUUGCUCACCAGCACUAUCCCAUUGCUGUACAGAAUACACGCUACGUAGGACAGGAGAUAGCAAACUUCCUGGAAUGGCUGGAGGAGUCCAUUCAAUUUUCCAGAAGAAAUGCUCAUCUAAUUGGGUACAGCCUAGGAGCUCAUGUUUCAGGAUUUGCUGGAAGUUAUAUCAGUGGUACCAAAAAGAUUGGAAGAAUUACAGGCCUUGACCCUGCUGGUCCCUUGUUUGAAGGAAUGUCACCAACAGACCGUUUAUCUCCAGAUGAUGCAAACUUUGUAGAUGCAAUUCAUACAUUCACUAAGCAGCACAUGGGUCUCAGUGUUGGCAUCAAGCAGCCUGUGGCUCAUUUUGACUUCUAUCCCAAUGGAGGCACCUUUCAGCCUGGCUGCCACGUCAUACACGUGUAUAACCACAUUGCACAGUACGGAAUCAGUGGCAUCACUCAAACUGUAAAAUGUGCCCAUGAGAGGUCAGUUCAUUUGUUCAUCGACUCUCUGCUUCACAAGGAUAAGCAAAGCACAGCAUACUGGUGCAACGACAUCAACACGUUCAACAAAGGACUGUGCCUCAGCUGUCGAAAGAACCGGUGCAACACUCUGGGAUACAACAUCAGGGAGGAAAGGCUCCCAAAAAGUAGACGACUCUUCUUGAAAACAAGAGCACAGAUGCCUUUCAAAGUUUACCAUUACCAGUUCAAGAUCCACUUCAUCAAUGAAAUUGAAGGCAAGGAGAUAGACCCAACUUUCACCAUCUCUCUGACUGGCACUAAGAAAGAUGCUAAAAACCUGCCCAUCACACUAUUUGAAGGUAUUAAUGGAAAUAAAACUCACUCUUUUCUCAUCACCUUGGACACUGAUAUUGGUGAGCUAAUAAUGAUCAAGUUCAAAUGGGAAGGAACUGCAGUUUGGGAAAAUAUUUGGGACACAGUUCAAACCAUAAUACCAUGGACAAAAGGCACCCGUCGACCAGGACUUAUAGUGAAGACAAUAAGAGUGAAAGCAGGGGAAACACAGCAGAAACUGACAUUUUGCUCUCAAAGCAUUGACAACCUUCAUCUUCAUCCAGCCCAAGAGAAAACAUUUGUGAGGUGUGAAGACCAAUUUCAGAAACAAAACAGAAAAUGAGCAAGUACACAAAGAACAUCUACUCACCAAAAUAUAUUAAAAAUUCUAUACAUCAAGUAAAAUGUUUUUAAAAUACACAGCUACAUUAAUAUCCUGAUUUCAUAGGACAGUUUCAUAGGUGGUGGUGAAGCUACAUUAAAAGAAUUUAGAUUUUGUGAUCCAACAAGAAGCUGAAGUAUCUGCUUUGUUCAUCUACGAGCCUACUCUCAAAGUUAUCCAUGAGCAAUUUCAAUGGCAACUCUCCAUUUUAAAUUGCUUAAAGUUUAAAAAAAAAGUGCUCACUAGAAAUAAAAAUACUACUAUUUGAAAGAAUCAUUACCUUUGAAAAAUUUCAUUUUGUUGUAUUUGAAGUAAGAAAGGGCUUAAUUUACUAUUAAAGACUGAAACACUAGUACUAAUAUAAUUAAACCUUUCUCCUAUAUUAUUUCCUAAUGAAGAGGGAGUUAAUUAAUAGAAGAAAGUAUUCCCAAAUAGAUAACGUUGUUCACAAAGAGUUUGAACUGUUUACUUUAUAGCUUUCAAAACCUAAAACCAUCUCAACAUACAGAAUGCUUGAGCUGUUAUAACCAAAGCACAAGCCAAAUAACUAUGUCACCUAAAAAUAUUAUACUAAACUUUGUCCUAGUGGAAAAUGCUUUGCUGUUUAACUAUUAAAGUACUGAUUUACAUUACUAGUAAUUUAACUAUUUUAAUGAUGUUUAUAUACUACAUGCCAUUCUAGCACAACUAAGUUGAGUUAACCUUUGCAUGAAAAUCAUAUCUACCUGUUCAUGUAAGGCCUGAGAUUUUUAGAUUUUUAAAUCACCAUAUGGCAGAUUUUAGCAUGAUUAGAAACUGCAUGAAUAAAUGAAAAUGGUAAAAUUCUCAAGCACUAUCAUUGUGUAUAAACAAACUUAAUAAAUUCAAACAUACACAAUUCCCUUGGUUCCUAUGUCAGAAUAUAAGCUACAUGAAGAAACACUGUCUCAGAUUAUUUUUAUUUUACAGCUAGUGCAUACCGAAAUGGAAAUCAGUAUCUAAGUCAGAGCAUUUCAUUUGUCACUUCAUAAUGCUAGGCACAGGAUUUAUUAAAAAAUUUGUUUCUACAACUCUGUAUUCUGAAUGUAAUUUGUUUUAAAUGUUCUCUAAAUAGAAAAAAAUAUGUGCAAGAUUGUACUAAGGCCUGAAGCAAAACAGAUUUUCCAUACCAAUAUUUUACAGGUUAUUAUGCAUUAAAACAUACAAAUGUUACCCGGAUUAAACUGAAAUUCAUUUAAAAAGCAUAAAAAAGGACCAAGGGGAGCACAACUAGCAAUUCUGAAAGCAACAGUGAUCAAAUGCUGGAUGCAGCCAGCUUUGCCAACCACUCAGAAUAUUAACUUCUAACUUUUAAAAGCUGUUUUCACUAUUAUUCCUUUAAAGAAAACAUAAAGGCUGACUAAAUAUAAUGCAAACUGAAACAUACUUACUUUUCAAGUGAUAAUGAUUGUCCUUCCAAGAUGAAAAUUUAAGAAGCUGAUCUGAAAUUUAAAAUGGCCACUUGGAGUAGCAUUUUCAUUAGGAGAAAUAUUUGUAGAUUUAGAUAAAAACUGCAUGUAAAAUAAUCUUUCAGUCUUCACUGAAAACCAGAGUUUGCGCUUUAGAAGAUUUUGUUCAGUGAAGCAAAUAGUUGUUUUCAAACAUACAAAGUAUUUCCACCUUCUAUGUAAAAAAUUUUAGUAAUUCCAUGCUUUAGGUUGCUAUACGUAACAGAAAAAUUAAAAGAACAUUCAGCAUUUGAACUCUUGCAGAUACAGAGAUAGUUAUUCUGAUGUAAUUCUUCACAAACCCCAUGUCCAAAUACACUGUUUGAAUAGCAAUUACACUGAUUUCUGAUACAAAAAUGAAAAUAAAGCCCAAGUUGCAGCAUAUUCCAAGUCUAACAAUGCCUGAACAUAACACUGAAGUCAUACCUGCAAUGCCAAGUGCCUACAGUGGUGCCUCACUUGGUGCUCACUGGGAUUAUUCCUGUCUCCCUCCAAACAACUCAACUGAGACCUUGAAAGUCAUGAGGAACCUGCUGCUGUCAGAGCAAGCACAGCUCAGAAGGAUGUACUGACUGCAGUCCUUUCAAUCACCUCUCUGUAAUCAUGAACCUCCAAUACUCAGAAGUAAAAAUAUCUUCCUUCCUUUUGUGUGUUUUUCCUGAAAUAAAUAUUGGAACAUUUA
Molecule: messenger RNA, 3774 nt
Organism: Apus apus (common swift)
Lineage: Eukaryota; Metazoa; Chordata; Aves; Apodiformes; Apodidae
Gene: LIPC
Product: lipase C, hepatic type
Exons: 9
Coding region: 16-1587 (523 amino acids)
Biological process (GO): lipid metabolic process
Molecular function (GO): apolipoprotein binding; triacylglycerol lipase activity
Source: RefSeq, a predicted model, not a curated record